AUGCCCUUUGGUCUCAAGAAUGCCGGUGCGACAAGUUUAUUUUAUACUAUAUUGUUUCAAGGCUGCGUGGAGUAUGUUGGGGUCGCUAAGAAAGGGGCUUUAAUUCUGGAUGUUUCUACGUGGUGGAACUCCACAUAUCGCAUGCUGUCUAGGGCUUUUCACUACAAAGAAGCAUUCAAGAAUCUUGCAGAGAUCGAGACAAGUUACCAGAGCUUACCUACAGAUUUGGAGUGGUUAAGAGCUAAACUCAUUUCUGGUUUGUUACAGCCGUUUGAUCAGAUGACAAACCUUAUUUCCGGCUCUUCUUACCCUACAGCGAAUCUGUACUUCAUGGAAGUAUGGAAAAUUCAAACUUGGUUGACAGCAAACGAGUUCCAUGAAGAUGGAUUGAUCGCUGAUAUGGUGGCUUCCAUGAGGUUAAAGUUUGUUAAGUACUGGGAAGAUUAUAGCGACAUUCUGGCAAUUGCAGCAGUGUUAGAUCCUAGGAUGAAGUUCAAGGUCUUGGAGUACUGCUACCACUCUCUAGAUCCAGGAACUUGUAAGUGCAAAAUUGAUUACAUACGCAAAAAGUUGGUGAAGCUGUAUGGAGUUUACAAGAAGAAUAGUACUAGUGCACAUUGUUCACAAGAAGCAGAUGCAGAUGCUCCACCAGCUGGCUAUGGUGGCUUCUAUGCAUUCUUUUCUCAACAAGCAGGAGCAGAGAAAUCUGCUCUUGAUAUAUAUUUGAGUGAACCUGUUCUUGACAUGGUGGCAAAUAUGAAGUUAAAUGUCAUCGAGUAUUGGAGGGACAACGCAAACCGUUUUAAGGAGCUGUCUCUAAUGGCCUGCGAUAUCCUGUGCAUACCUAUAAAAACAGUGUCGUCUGAGUCGUCCUUUAGUGCCGGAAGUAAAGUUCUCAGCAAGUACAGGAGCAGGCUUCUCCCAUCAAAUGUUCAAGCACUUAUCUGUACUAGGAACUGGCUUAGAGUUUUUGAAGUGAUACGUGGGGUCGAUUUGGAUGAGGAAGAUGAAGAUGCCUUGGAUAAGGAAGCAGAAGAAGGUGUAAACAAGAGGAUCCGACUCAACUAA
Messenger RNA from Raphanus sativus (radish), 1068 nucleotides. RefSeq names its product zinc finger BED domain-containing protein RICESLEEPER 3-like. The transcript is spliced from 3 exons. The record is from RefSeq and is a predicted model, not a curated record. The coding region runs from base 1 to 1068 and encodes 355 amino acids. Lineage: Eukaryota; Viridiplantae; Streptophyta; Magnoliopsida; Brassicales; Brassicaceae. Gene Ontology annotation, molecular function: protein dimerization activity; DNA binding.